CGCUAUCUUGAUCAGAUUGAAAGCCCAUCGAGCAGUACGGACGGGAAAGAAAGAAAGAACGCAGUGGUGGAGUUCCAAUAAGCGAGGGAAGCAGAGAGGCGAUCUUUCAAGGUUCAGAAGCUUUUUCCCUCUGCUUCUUCUCCUUCCAUCCAAUCUCUGUCCUCUUCAAUCCCAAUCUCCUAACAAAAUCUACAAAUUGAAUCAAAGGGAAGAUCUUGAGAGAGAAGGUAGAGGGAGAGAGAGAGAGAGAGAGGAGGGGGAGAGAAAAAUGUCGAAGAAGAAAGUGAGUGGGAAUACCAUGACGCUCAAGGACUUCCAUGGCGGUUCGAUUCCCUCUGAUCUCCCUCUUCCUUCUGCUCCUGGUGUAGUUGUUAGGCCUACGGAUCGUUCGGCUUACGACCGUCCCACCGCUUGGGGAAACCCUAUGGGGCGGGCGGACCAUCGCUCUCGGCCCCACACGUCUCCUGCCACGAGGCAUUUCGAUGACAAGACUCCAUUUCUCACUCACUCCGUGCACAUUGGCCGGAACUUUGAUGAGGACGAGCGCAAGCCACUCGAUGGUGGGUCGAUGCCACGCAGGACCAUUGGGGAUGAUAGCAUUCGGGUUCCCCUGACCCUUGCCGAACCCAAGCAGGCGUUUAUAUCUGCAGGCGUGUCAUCCGGUGUGCCAUCAAGCGUGCAGGCACGGGCUCAAGCACCGCUCUCCCCGAGGGGGGCAGUGAGUUCCUACUUGGAGAGGGUUAGCGAGACAUCCCAUGUUGGAGGGAAUUCUCAUAGCAUAGGUGGCAAUGGCGGCCGUGGUGUUGAUGGGGCUUGUCCGAAUGCAUGGGCAAUGAGGAAGGAGAUGGCGGGUAUAUCUGAGCCAGUGCAAUCUGCUUGGUCUGGACAAAGUGCUGUUCAAAAGCUGGCCCAUGCCAGUGCACUCGAUAAGGUGUCUUCAGGUAGAUGGCAAUCAAAGCCUUCAAUCAAUUAUCAGACAAAUAUCGAGGUCGUUAGAUCUCCCGAAACUGAGAGUGGCUUGCAUUCCAAGGGUUAUGGUAGUGAUACUUACAAGAGGACAGAUGUGAUGGUUGAAAGGGAUGCAGCCUUGGCAAGGUAUGCUGAAAGGGGUCUUCAACUUGAUGGUGUUCAGCUACCUGAUCACGAGAGUUCUAGGGCUCCUAUUAAUUCAGAGCUUAGAGAUAGGAAGCCAACUGUUUAUAACAACAGGGUUCAACCUGCUCCAUCUGAUGGCAAAUUUGGUCUGGCUGAAUUGCAUCCCAUAGUGUCUUCAGAGCCUGUAGAGCGACCCAAGUUGAAGUUACUUCCAAGAACAAAGCCAGUGGAGGGUUUGGAAGCUACAGUAGUUGUUAAUGCACAGAAGUACCAGAGGGUGACUGAGUCCGUCCAUGUCGAAACCGUCAAUGAAGCGUAUGGAAAUACGAAUGCUCCAAAACCUGGUUCGGCAGGCUCUGAUGGUGGGAAACAGGCGGUGGAGCGUCCAAAAUUGAAUUUAAUUCCCCGAUCUCAGCCUCUCGAACACUUGGAAGUAAAUGCCAAAAGAGACAGGGUUGUAUUAUUUGGUGGUGCUCGCCCACGAGAACUGGUUCUGAAGGAGCGAGGGGUUGACGAUGUUGUGAUCACCAAUCCUGACACAGCUCAGCAUUCUGACAAGGUUAAACAUCAAGUUGCCAGGCCUGAUAGAGUUCCUGCACCCGCAAAUCCUUCUCGUCACAGUGAGAAAGCUGAGAAUCAUCCUUUUGAUCAGAGGACUGGAAAGAAAUUCGAAAGGAGGGAUAAUCGGGUAGAUGGUGAGAGAAUUGACAUGCAGAAGAAGAACUGGCGUAAUGAUAGUAGGAGGAACAGCAGAGAGCCUGAGAGACUGCAGCAACAGUCAGAGAGGCCACCAUCACCAGAGACCUGGCGGAAGCCUGAACAACCUAAACCAUCUUCCCCUGAUGCUGUUGGCCUGCAGCACGGGAAAGCGGCUUCAGCUCUUGAGCUUGCGCAAGCAUUUUCCAGAUCAGUAUCCGAUCCAAAAUUAGCUGAUCGGUUUUCUGGCCGAAGGGGCAUUCCUGGCCGGGCCCAAAUGCCCUUUUCACGGCUGAUGGGCCCAACCCCAAGGCCUCAGAUAAAUGGUUACUAAAUGUCCUGUUCCCAUUUCGACAUCACUUGGUGGUAUAGAGAUUCAGAGUUUUGCUGGCGAACUUGUUCGUUUGAAGUAGCUGGGAUUACAAGCAGGCCGACUAAGUCACAUUCACCUGUGAGUGCCUGCCUCCACAAGAAUUGUCCAGUUUCCGCAGAAUGGUUAUUGCCACACAAAAUUGAUUGUGAUCGUCUAGCCCGAGAGGUGUCUUAUCUCUACAACUCUCAUCGUAUUGUGUUUUCUAUUUGUCUUUCCUUUUUCGCGGUUCCGUUGGCACCAUUGAAAAACUGUAUUCUCCUCCCCUUAGGCGGAAAAAGAGUGUUCUGUUUCCUAUGAGGCCAGUUGUAGCAAGAGUUACGCUACAGAUUCUUGUUUUAAGGAGUGUUGUUUUAAUUUCAUUCCUUCCCUUCCUUUUCCCUUAAAAAAGGUUCGGAGAAGUGUUCAUCGA
Molecule: messenger RNA, 2573 nt
Organism: Pyrus x bretschneideri (Chinese white pear)
Lineage: Eukaryota; Viridiplantae; Streptophyta; Magnoliopsida; Rosales; Rosaceae
Exons: 6
Coding region: 269-2125 (618 amino acids)
Molecular function (GO): translation initiation factor activity; mRNA binding
Source: RefSeq, a predicted model, not a curated record